This is a messenger RNA of Chelonus insularis, 1445 nucleotides long. Its product is annotated as cholesterol 7-desaturase-like. The transcript is spliced from 5 exons. Gene Ontology annotation, biological process: cholesterol metabolic process. Gene Ontology annotation, molecular function: 2 iron, 2 sulfur cluster binding; oxidoreductase activity. The record is from RefSeq and is a predicted model, not a curated record. The coding region runs from base 61 to 1368 and encodes 435 amino acids. Lineage: Eukaryota; Metazoa; Arthropoda; Insecta; Hymenoptera; Braconidae.
UUCUCACUGUCGGUCGAAUACUUUGGAUUCUUUCCAUUGUUUUCUCAUCAAAAUUUUAAAAUGAUUGAGUGGAUCAUAUUAGUUUUGGGUUUGAUAUCUUAUUAUUUAUAUUUUUGGAAAAUCCAUGCCAUCAAAACAUUUAAAGCCACAAAUAAUCUAAGAAAUAAAUCUAAUCUAACCCAGAGAACAAAGGAUUUACCUCCAGUUUACCCGAAUGGUUGGUUUGCUCUUCUUCAUAGUUGCGAGCUAGGAAAAGGUCAGGUCAAAUACAUCUCAGCACUUGGAGAACAUUUUGCAGUCUUUAGGACAGAAAGUGGAAUAGUAAAUAUUAUUAAUGCUUACUGUCCACAUCUUGGAGCGAAUCUUGGUAUUGGAGGCAAGGUAAAAGGUGACUGUCUUGAAUGUCCUUUUCACAGUUGGACAUUUAAUGGCGACGGUCAAUGCCAAAGUAUUCCUUACUCUUCUCGAGCAUUAUCAGGAAUCAAAACAAAGAACUGGAUAUGUCGAGAAGUUAAUAAAGAAAUAUUUAUAUGGUAUCAUGCAGAAUCAAUGGAUCCAUAUUGGGAAAUCGAAGCAAUUCCUGAAAUUGAUAACGGCAAAUGGAUCUAUCAAGGGCAAAAUGAAUAUUUCGUCAAUUGUCAUAUACAAGAAAUACCUGAAAAUGGAUCUGAUUGGACACAUCUGGAUGCAGUUCAUGUUCCUGCAAUGUUCUGUGAAAAUUUAUCUCCUUCAAUACUCCAUCAUUCUUGGACUGGAAGUGGUUGGUGUCCUCCUGAAUCAAUUGACGUCGAUCAAGAUCACAAAUAUUCAGAAAAUGAUAAAGUUAAAAUAAACUCUGGUAUUCAAAAUGGAAAUACGACAAAAAUGAACCUGAAAUCAAUUGAAAAUUCAUUAGGAAAUACGGAAAAAAUUGAAAUUGAAGAUCGACGAAAAAUACCAGUCAAAAAUCAAAAACAUCUAGCAACUUUUCAUCUUAUUCACAACAUCAAAUUGUUCAAUAAAUUUUCUUUUCUUCGUUUGGAAGUUAAUGGAGUUCAAAUUGGUCCUGGCUACGUGUUAAUGAACAUAAAAACAUCAUUCGGUCCAAUUUGUAUUCUUCAAACAGUAACACCAGUAGAACCACUUCUUCAACGUGUCACUCAUUUAGUCUACUCGCCAUUUUUUAACAGUCCACUCACGAAAAUAGUCUUUUACGGUAUGGAAAAUAUGUUUGAACGUGAUGUACUAGUUUGGGACCAUAAAAUAUACCUCAAAAAUCCGAUUCUAGUGAAAGAAGAGCGACGCAUCGCUACAUUCCGACGAUGGUAUUCGCAAUUCUAUUCGACUAACAGUCCAACACAUAAGUCUCUAACUUCUCUUGAUUGGUAAGGAUUUGUAGUUAGUUUUCUGUUACUUGUUAUUUACUAUUAUUUGUAAUAAAAUAAAUCAAUAAGCUUUUUUUUGUA